Paraglomus brasilianum is the source of this 1770-nucleotide messenger RNA. Lineage: Eukaryota; Fungi; Glomeromycota; Glomeromycetes; Paraglomerales; Paraglomeraceae. The record is from the annotation of a GenBank genome assembly.
AUGGCUGGACUUUCCGCCCUAUUCAUUAAGAUAUUUACCUUUAGAAGAAAACGAAAACGUAGACAUAGUCUCCAAACUCGUAAUGCCCCCAAACGUAAUGUUCUUAGUCGUAGUCGAAGCGUUCACACUAAUCCACUAAGCGACAAUACUAACCAAGACUACAAAGACAGAGCCUCUGGCGUCUCUGAAGUCAGCAUUGAAUUAGUGCGUCUCGACACGCUUCCCAUUACUUCUCCAAUAACCCAACCCAGCACGCAACGCGACACCCAAUUCUCCCAAAACUCUGACGACUAUUCGUACGCAAAACUACCCCCAAUCUCUUCGCAGUCCGUUAACGACAUUGACUCAGUUACCCUUGUCAAGACACCAACUGCAAGUACCUCCUCAACGCUUCUCGUCGCUACACCUUCAACCCCCACGUUUCGCAAAGGACCCUGGCCUAUUCCAGCACGUCCGCUCAGUGGUCGAAGGGAUUGGCGUAGCGGCUAUAAACCGAUAGACAAAACGAUCCAGGCAAUUCGACUAGACUAUCCUGAACCAGCUCAUAAUCUCGUAUGGGUACCUUUCGAAGAGUUCACCAACCUUCGCUUUGUUGCCCGUGGUGGAUUUGCUGCUGUUUACCAAGCAACAUGGUUGAAGACAGCACAGCGAAUAGCCUUGAAGGCAUUGGACGACUCACAAGACAUAAGCGAGGCUUUCCUUGAAUCGGUGAAGACACACUGGGAGUUGUUCUCCCAACCUUAUUUUGCCCGUCUUUAUGGUUUCACCCAAUUACCAGACACAGGCGAGUUCAUGCUAGUUAUACAGUAUGCUCCAUACGGUAACUUGCAUGUAUUCUGUCAGAGAAACCAAAUGUCAGGAUGGAAGGAUAGAGUACGAAUAUUGAAAUGUAUUGCUCACGGAAUCGCGGAAUUACAUAAAAAAGGUCUUGUGCACGGUGACUUACACCCAGGGAAUGUGCUAAACGUAGACGGGAAUAGAUUUGUGAUAGGUGACGUAGGAACCAGCGGUCCAGCCAAUGCUAUGACUCGUCGUAAAGCAAUGUACGGUGUACUUCCUUAUAUAGCGCCCGAAGUACUCAAAGGGCAAGAGUACACCAAGCGAGCUGAUAUCUAUAGUUUUGCAAUGAUAAUGUGGGAAUUAGCAGCCGGGUCUCGACCAUAUGCAGGGCGACCACAUGACCUGUUCCUUGCUAAAGAAAUUUGCGAUGGGCUUCGGCCUCCUACGCCUGCCGAUACACCAAAGUUCUAUGAAGAUUUAAUGAUAGCAUGCUGGGAUCCGAAUCCGCGAUCGCGUCCGGAUUCGCAAGAAAUAUUACAAACCGUGUUCAAGUGGAUGUUGAAUGAUAGGGUAGCGGCGAGUUCAAGAAGGGAGAAAGUUUCGAGGUCUGUGCUUUCGUGUUCGAUAGAAGAUAUACAUCCGGAUGCGUAUUACUUUAGUCGGCUGUUGCAGUGGCCACACCUUCGAGAAGGCAGAGAUGCUGUCGCAUCUCUUAUGAUUCCUAGAACUCCGGCCAAGAGCUAUUAUAUUGCGGACGAAAGACAAAGUAACUAUCUUAAUCUUCCCCAACACAUUUAUCAAUUUGGAUUUCAUGGCCGGGCUUUGUUAGGACCGGAACCAAAAAAAUCCGAGAACAUGGACGAACCUAACUCAAAAAGAAGAUGUAAGACAGGUUCUGAAUACGGAUCUGACCCCACACUAAGUAUCCAUAUGACAGAUGAUGAAAUCUCAACAGUACAAGCAUAUUGGGCCAAUGAGAAACUCCCAUAG